GACGCCCAUGAUUAUUUGACAAUCAGAUUUAAUGGGGGUUUUUUUCUUUUUUACAUUCUCAGGGAACAAGCUAAAGGUGACGGGCCACUUCUAAAUCGUUUUUGGUUGAAUGAAAUAUACAAGCUUCUACGUAUAAAGAUGCACUAAGUCACCCAGUUCAUGUUUAAGAUGCUGUAAAUGCUUUCCCAGUACCACACGUAAAAUCUUCUCUGUUUAGUCGUGUUGCACCCCACGAAGCAAGGAUCGGGUGAGUAUAUUUCAAACAUUUUGUGGACUUGCUUGGAUGACCACGAUUCUGAAGACAGGCUUGAUCAGAUUCGUCGCUGCGUGCCUAAUGAGAUCAGAAUAGGGAAGAGUUGCUCUUUCAACAGACUACUCAAAUAGCACAGAAUGGCACUGGACGACGUGAUUGAUCGGCGGUUUGCUAGAGAUGAAUUUUACCGCAACCACACGGAAUUCCACUACAAUUGUCCUCAAAGCGAUCAAGAGAGAGGGUUGAAUGUUAUUGAGAUGUUUGUGAAGAACUCGAGGGGCAUAGAGGUUUUUAUCAAAAGCUGGGUGCCAAUUGAAGGGACGCGCCAGCUCCUUGGCCUCGUUUUCCUUUGCCCUGGAUACGGAGACUCCAUCACCUUUUAUUUCGAAGCAUUAGCGCGAACAUUCGCGUUGGCCGGAUACGGUGUGCAUGGAAUGGAUUAUCCUGGAUUUGGCAUGUCGGAAGGAUUGCAUGGCUAUAUUCCCAAUUUCAACGAUCUCGUCGACGACGUUGCAUACCAGUACCGAAAAAUCAUAGAUCGUGCAGAGUUUCGGAGUCUGCCGCGCUUUCUAUUCGGAGAAUCCAUGGGAGGAGCGGUUGCUCUAUUAGCUCAUCUCAAGGACCCGACCGUGUGGGACGGCGCCGUCCUUGUGGCACCCAUGUGCAAGAUACAUGCAAAGAUGUACCCUCCAUGGAUUAUAGUUCAACUCUUGACCGCGCUUGCGAAGAUUAUACCUAAAGGGAAGCUGGUUAACACCCACGACGUCACAGCUAUUGGAUUCCGAGACCCCUGCAAGAGGAAACUGGCCUAUCUUCAGCCCCUUGCAUACACAGAAAAUCCUCGACUAGGAACUGCCCUUCAGCUGCUUCGAGCAUCGGACCUCAUCGAGAGCAAGAUGCCUGAGGUGUCGUGGCCGAUGAUGAUAAUGCAAGGCGGCAGAGAUUGUGUCAACGACCCAUCGUCCAGCAUUCUUCUCCAUGAGAGGGCGAAGUCCACCGAUAAGACACUUCGCAUCUACGAGGACUCGUGGCACUGCAUCUUGCAGGGAGAGCCCGAUGACCGAGUCCACUCCGCCAUGAGAGACAUCAUCUUGUGGCUCGACGCUCGCGCCGCUUCCAAGGCCGGGUUCCAUCUCUCAAGCGACUCCGGCGAGUUCGAGGCACGAGUUGCUGGAGCUGUACCCAGUUUGAUCAAGUUCGGCAAAUUUAGCGCACCAUCACACGCUUCCUGACAAUCGAACCGAUCUUGUUGGACGAUAACACUGUAGAAACAGUUUUAGUAACUCUAAAAUAUAUUUAUAUAUAGUAUUAAGAAGUAAAGGUAUUAAAAUUUGAAAUACUAAAUAUAUUCAACUUAUGACAUUCACAUCAACUACAAUACAAUAGUUUUUGUUGAAUAAAAAUAUAAAUUGUGUUAUUGUAAAUUAAUUUUAAAAAAUAUAGACUUAUUGUGUAUU
Physcomitrium patens is the source of this 1710-nucleotide messenger RNA. RefSeq names its product caffeoylshikimate esterase. The record is from RefSeq and is a predicted model, not a curated record. NCBI's taxonomy places the organism in Eukaryota, Viridiplantae, Streptophyta, Bryopsida, Funariales, Funariaceae.